Molecule: messenger RNA, 1146 nt
Organism: Lottia gigantea (owl limpet)
Lineage: Eukaryota; Metazoa; Mollusca; Gastropoda; Lottiidae
Exons: 3
Coding region: 1-1140 (379 amino acids)
Source: RefSeq, a predicted model, not a curated record
AUGUUGGAUGAACCAACCAAAAAGACCCUGGAGAAGGAAAUACUUCCAUUUCUGAACAAGACUGCCAGAACAGAUGUUAAAGCUAUCGCAUUGGAGUAUUUUCUUGGAAUGACAGGAACUCUCGAUGGUCGAUCAUUUAUUGCUCAGGGAAAUGUUUACCUAGAAGGCAUUUUAUCUUUAACCACUGAUGAACACGAUUUAAUUAUUAAAGAUGCUUUUUUUUCCUUAACUAAUUUGGCUACGGACGAAACAACAGCAUGGAAACUCAUGAACAUGGACAAAUUUCCAAACAAUGGAAUUAAAUGGCUACGAUUUUCUAUCAGUCCUGAAAAUGAGACUGCAGACGUUGUACUUAGUUUGAUCUCCAAUUUAACUCGCUCUUAUAAAUGUGCUGAAAAACUAGUCCAGGAAAUUUCAGAAAGUGAUGACAUUACCAUUGAAAAACUAGUUUUAAUUCUUUGUGACUUGGAACAUAAUAAAAAAGCCAAAAUGAACUAUUUGGGUACAGUUUUGAUGAAUUUAACGCAAGUUCCUAACAUUCGUAAAGAGAUCACAAAUAAAGACAGAUGUAUAAUACAACGUUUACUGCCCUUUACAGAAUAUUCAGCCUCUGCCAUUAGAAGAGGUGGAGUGGUUGGUGCAAUCAGAAACUGCUGCUUUGACUCUAGUUAUCACGAAUGGUUAUUGAGUGAUGAAGUUGAUAUAUUACCACGUCUAUUAUUACCAUUGGCUGGUCCAGAGGAAUUUGAUGAAGAAGAUACAGAGAAAUUACCAGAUGAUCUUCAGUAUCUACCACCAGAUAAAACUCGAGAACCUGAUGCAGAUAUUAGAUUAUUACUGAUAGAAACUCUAAAUCAGCUUCUUGCUACCAAAUUUGGGCGAGAGACGUUUGAAAAGAAGAAUGCCUAUGUUAUAAUGAGAGAAUACCAUAAAUGGGAACCUGAUAGAAAAAACAAUUUAGCUAUUCACAAUGUUAUUGAUGUAUUGAUCGGCGAUGAGCCUGAUGAAGGAAUGGAGAAUUUACAAAACGUGGAAAUACCACCAGAUAUUCAGGAGAAGUUUAUUAAAGAAGAUAAAGAAAUGGAAAAACAAUUGAUUGUUGAAGAAGAUCGUGCUUCAAAAUCUGAUAAUAAAACUUAAAAUUUU